This is a messenger RNA of Scheffersomyces coipomensis, 3025 nucleotides long. RefSeq names its product ssDNA endodeoxyribonuclease (gene RAD2). The record is from RefSeq and is a predicted model, not a curated record. The transcript has 2 exons. NCBI's taxonomy places the organism in Eukaryota, Fungi, Ascomycota, Pichiomycetes, Serinales, Debaryomycetaceae. The coding region runs from base 1 to 2964 and encodes 987 amino acids. Gene Ontology annotation, biological process: nucleotide-excision repair. Gene Ontology annotation, molecular function: single-stranded DNA binding; DNA endonuclease activity. Gene Ontology annotation, cellular component: nucleus.
AUGGGUGUUAAUUCAUUAUGGGAUAUAUUAGGGCCCACUGCGAGACCAGUGCGAUUGGAUGCGUUAUCUCGAAAGAAAUUAGCCGUUGAUGCGUCAAUUUGGAUUUACCAGUUCUUGAAAGCAGUGAGGGAUAGUGAAGGUAAUUCAUUACCUCAAUCACAUAUCGUGGGGUUUUUCAGGAGGAUUUGUAAGUUAUUGUACUUUGGUAUACAUCCUGUGUUUGUAUUUGAUGGUGGAGCUCCUCCAUUGAAACGGGAAACCAUUAAUAAAAGAAAGGAAAGAAGAAGAGGUAAUGCUGAAAGUACGCGUCAAACAGCUCAGAAGUUAUUAGCAAUCCAUGUUCAAAGACUUGCUGAAAACGGUGCAUCCCCUCAGAAGGCAUCUAAUGGUAAUACAGCCAAAGUCGAUGACGACGAUGAUGACGAUGAUGAUGUUAUAUAUCUCGAAGAUCUUCCUAUGAAUCAUCCUCAACUGAUCACCAACUCACAGAAUGCUAAUAUCAAUAAUUCUCCUGAUCUACCCAAGAGUUUUAGAAAGAAAGAUGAAUUCCACUUACCAGAUAUAAAAGAAUUUAGAGUGUCGAAAGAUGAUAAUAGAAUCAUGCCAGAAGAAGAAUACAUGCAAUCUGCUUUAGAAGCAUAUGACUACGACCACGUAGAUGGAAUAGACAUUAAUGACGUCGAUCCAAGUUCAGCAGAGUUCGAACAGUUACCCCUACCAACCCAAUAUAUGAUCCUAUCUCAUUUACGAGUGAAAUCAAGAUUGAGAUUGGGUUAUAAUAAAGAGCAAUUGGAAGAUAUAUUUCAAGAUAGUAUGGAUUUUUCGAAAUUUCAGAUCAAACAAGUUCAAAAGAGAAAUUUUUAUACCCAGAAGUUAAUGAAUGUUGCUGGUAUGGGUGAUGAUGGGAAUGCUACUAGAAGAAUUGCAAGUGAUAAAGAUAGAAGGUAUGCAUUAGUAAAAAAUGAUAAUGGAUGGACGUUAUCUUUACAAGAAGACGAGUCAACGGCUGACAAUCCUAUAUACAUUGAUGAAAAAGGCAAUGAAUUCAAACCUACUAAAGAAGAGACAUCGAAACCGAUCAAAACUGAUAUUGUAAGUAAACCUAUACCAGAGGUAGUUGAAAUAGAUAGUGAUUCUGAAUUUGAAGAAAUUCCAUUGGAACUGCAUGUUGAUGAUGAAACACAAGAAGAAAAAGAUUUAGAAAUGGCAUUGAUUAAAUCAAUAUACGACCAGUACGAUAAUCAACAAAUGGAUGAUGGAUUUGAUCAAAAAGAUAUAAUGUCAGCCAUUGAAAAUUCGAAGAAGGACUACUUAGAUCUAAAAAAUAAAGAAGAACUACUUGAAAAUCAGGCCAAAGAAAUAGUAUCAUUCAAACCUGAGACUAAUUCCAAAAAUGGAAAAGAUGAAGGUUUUAGUUUAUUUCCAGAAGAGUUUUCUUUUGGAGAAUCUAUUCUAUUCUCAGAGAAUGCGUCAGAGAAGACUCCACUUAAGAAGAUCGCCACGGCUAAUGAUGAAAUUUCAAUAGAAAAAGCCACCCCUCCCAUCAGGAAUAUCAUUGCUCAAGAUCAAACUUCAAAUACUAAGAACAACGAAGAAACCACAUCAGUAGUAAGUAAUGUGAUUAUUGACGAGGAUACACAAAAAGAUGAAAUUAGACAGAUGCCUUCGUGGUUCGCAAACAACUCCAGUAAUGUAUUAAAUGCUCAUAAAGAGCUGGCUGUUGAACAUAAAGAAAGUCAAAACGGUAGCUCCAAAGCUAAAGAGGACGAACAAGCUGGUUUAAUUUCAUGGUCUGAAGCAAAAGAUAUAUUGCAAGAAGAGUCAACAGGAGAAGAAACUGAAGAUUCUGACCUUGAAGAAGUCACAUUUUUACCAGAAGUAACAAAGAAAGACGUUAUAGUGGAAGAAUAUAUUUCUGAAUCGGAAGAAAGUCAACCUGAAAGACAACCAGAGAUACUAGACUAUGAUUUUGAAGAAGAAGAUGAAAAUAACUUAUUAGCCCAGAUGAUAACAGAAGAAAAUGAUCAUCAAGACUUCCGUAGUCAGAUCAAGAAAACGCAUGAUAUACCUAUCAGUACCAUCAAUACCAGCAUUACCGACGAACAGCUACUCCAAGAGAAGCUUCAAAAAGCAAAAAGAGAUUCUGAUGAAGUAUCACAAGCUAUGAUAACGGAUGUUCAAGAACUUUUGAGAAGAUUUGGGAUACCAUAUAUUACUGCCCCCAUGGAAGCUGAAGCGCAAUGUGCGGAGUUGCUCAAGUUAGGAUUGGUUGACGGAAUAAUCACCGACGAUAGUGAUUGUUUCCUUUUCGGCGGUGAUAGGAUUUACAAGAAUAUGUUCAAUCAAAAACAGUAUGUGGAAUGUUACAUUCAAGAUGACAUAGAUGCUAAAUUAGGUUUAAACCAGGAUAAUUUAAUCGAAUUUGCUCUUCUUUUAGGGAGUGAUUAUACAGAAGGUAUAAAGGGUAUAGGUCCCGUGUUAGCUAUGGAAAUAAUGGCAGAAUUUGGUUCGAUGAAGAGAUUCAAAAAAUGGUACGAUGAUAAAACCACCAGUCUUAAAGCACCUAAUGUUAAACUGAUGACUACGCUCGAGAAGAGUUUAUUGACGAGAAUAAGAAAUGGAAAGUUAUUUCUUCCUGAAUCAUUUCCAGAUCCUAUUAUUUUUCAAGCAUAUAAGGCUCCAGAAGUAGAUCAUGAUAGAACUGAAUUCAAAUGGGGUGUACCUAAUUUACAUCAAAUUCGAUCAUUCCUAAUGUUUAGUGUAGGCUGGAGUCAAUCUGAAGUUGAUGAGGUAAUGAUCCCAUUAAUCAGAGAUAUGAAUAAGAAACAAGCAGAAGGUACCCAGUCUACCAUAGGUGAGUUCUUCCCUCAAGAAUAUAUACAAUCUAGAAAGGAGCUUAACAUUGGUAAGAGAAUGAAAACAGCUGCUGGUAAAUUAAAUAAAAGGAAAAAGCUAAGUAGUUAGACUUAAGUAUUAUUAGUAUUAUUUGUAACAUUAAAUUGAUGUAUUUUUUACCUCGCAAAUA